CUGCAAAAAGACACUUCCGGUCUGACGUCAUAAAUUACUAUCCCUUUAUGGAAACCAGUCUUCAAAAAGAGUGAAAUAUUUCCCUUUCUUUGUGUGAUUCAAGACAUUCUGAAGUCAUGUCUUCAGGAGAAACAAAUAUGGAGACAUGUACUUCGUCCGACGAAAGGAUAGACAUCAAACGGCCUGAGAUGACUCAAUUAUUAAAGACACAGACUUCAGUUCAACCUGAGCUUUCUGAGGACUAUUUAAAGGAUAGAGAUCCUUGUGUUAAACAAUUUGAACACUGGACAGAAUAUGAACAAGUUACAUUUGUUCAGCACUUGUUAUCAAGAAUGUGUCAUUUCCAACAUGGACAGAUUAAUGCAUUUCUUAAACCUAUGUUACAAAGAGAUUUUAUUUCUGCAUUACCAGCAAAAGGUUUAGACCAUAUAGCAGAGACAAUAUUAUCCUACUUGGAUGCCAAAUCAUUGUGUUCCGCCGAACUUGUAUGUAAAGAAUGGCAUCGUGUUAUAUCAGAAGGAAUGUUGUGGAAAAAAUUGAUAGAAAGAAUGGCACGAACAGAUACACUCUGGAGAGGUCUAGCUGAAAGAAGGGGCUGGAUACAGUUCUUGUUUAAGCCUAAACCUGGUGAACCAUUAAAAGAUCAUAAAUUUUACAGAAAUCUCUACCCACAAAUUAUAGAAGACAUUGAUAGAAUAGAAACAAAUUGGAAGACAGGUCGUCACACAUUAAAGCGCAUACACUGCCGGAGUGAAACAAGUAAAGGUGUUUAUUGUUUACAAUAUGAUGAAACCAGAAUUAUCAGUGGAUUAAGAGAUAACACAAUUAAGUUAUGGGAUCGUAACACAUUAGAAUGUGUACAAGUAUUGACGGGUCACACUGGUUCUGUCUUGUGCCUACAGUACGAUGAUAAUAUAAUAAUAUCAGGCUCUAGUGAUUCAACUGUUAGAGUGUGGGAUGUAAGAACUGGAGAGAUGACAAACACACUUAUUCAUCAUUGUGAAGCUGUAUUACAUUUAAGGUUCUGUGAUGGCAUCAUGGUUACAUGUUCAAAAGACAGAUCAAUAGCUGUUUGGGACAUGCAGUCACCAUCAGAAAUAAACCUGAGAAGAGUGUUAGUAGGACAUCGGGCAGCAGUAAAUGUUGUAGAUUUUGAUGAGAAAUAUAUUGUCUCUGCUUCAGGGGACAGAACAAUCAAGGUAUGGAGCACAUCAUCUUGUGAGUUUGUUAGGACAUUAAAUGGUCACAAACGAGGUAUUGCCUGUUUACAGUACAGAGAUAGACUUGUUGUCAGUGGCAGUUCAGACAAUACAAUCAGGUUGUGGGACAUUGAAUGUGGUGCUUGUCUACGUGUAUUAGAAGGACAUGAAGAAUUAGUUAGAUGUAUAAGAUUUGAUAAUAAACGUAUUGUCAGUGGUGCCUAUGAUGGAAAAAUCAAAGUAUGGGAUCUUGCAGCUGCCUUGGAUCCCCGAGCUCCAGCAGGAACUCUCUGUCUCAGAACACUUGUGGAACAUUCAGGGAGAGUAUUUCGUCUGCAGUUUGAUGAAUUCCAAAUAGUGAGCAGUUCACACGACGACACAAUAUUAAUUUGGGACUUUUUAAAUGUAGAACCACCAGAAGGCACCUCUCGAUCACCUGUACGGACCUAUACUUAUGUGUCAAAGUAGCUGUGAUAGUGUGUAACAGAUCUGAAAGCUCAAUAAGUGUACAUUGUGGACCAAUAGCUUGAGUGAAUGAUGAUGGCAGUAUAAUGGCAAUAUAUGUAUACUUGUCUGCCAGUUGUUAGGAUCAUGGCAAUAUACAUUGUAUGUAUACUUGUCUGCCAGUUGUUAAUAUCAUGGCAAUAUAUACAUUGUAUGUAUACUUGUCAGACAGACACUUGACCAGUAUCAUCUUAUUUCUGUACCACUUCUUCAGCUGCUGUUCAUAGCUCUGUCAAAACAACUUUUGCUUGUGCUGAGUUAAACUCUGUAAUCAGGGAUAUUUAUAUCUCUGAUUAGUCAAUCUUUUAUUUAUAUUAAAUACAGAGAUCAAUUUCUAGAAUAAAUUGGCCUAUGUCAUCUGUAGGAACCAUCAAUAACUAUUUUGACUGAAUCUGCUUACUAUGUUUUUGAACAUAUUGAAUAUUUCGGUAAAAUAACUAGGUUUUGUCUUGGGCUAUUCCAAGUUGUAUUGAGAUUAUUCCAUCAUGGAUGAAGGUUGCUUUCACAUCAUUUGAAUUUUCAGUUAUGACAUCUUUGACAGUUUAUAAUGGUCUUUUGCCUUGUUGUCAUCUUCAAUGUACUGAUAGCAACUUUGUUUUAUAUUGAUAAGUUGCUGUCUGUAUUCUUCAAUAAAAUGAUUGAGUGAAAUUAUUAAUAAGGAUACAAACUUGCUAACUGUUUUAUUGAGAUAUUUGGAGCUUAGUAGAAAUAUUUUAGUAUAUCUGUGUGUCUUGAUUGUAAGGAAGGAUAGAAAUUGUUGUCUAAAAUCAGGUUUUGUGACAUUGAAGUAUUUAAGAUCAUGGUGAUAAUAUUGCUAUGAAUUUAAAACUGUUUUAGUAAAAAUAUACACGUGGCUACAAGUUCUACUAUUUUUGCUUUCUUUUUGUGAAGGCCAUCAAAGAUAAAUGAUAAAUGGAUCAUACAAUUUUGCUUGUAUCACUUUAGUGGACGUGUUAUAUGUUAUUUAAUUAUGAUUCAAGAGAUGUGAAUAUUCACUUUUGACCAACUAUCAUAUAAUGGCUAUUGUAAUCACCCUGUCAUUAGCCUCAGGUUGUUUGCUUUAGCUUCAAGUUAAGAAAUAUUUGAUUGCUGGUUUUUUUUCCAUUGUAUGAUUGAUAAACAGAGCAUUAGUAUUUUGUAUGCUUCAGUUGUUGAUUGGCAUGUUAAUGAAAAAUAUAACAUGUUAAAUUGAUUUGUUUUGGGAUAUUUUUACAUUGGUCAAAACCAAACUUACUGAUAAGGUGCAAUUAUUAAAACCAGCUCUUAAAACCCUUUGGUAAUAAAACAUGUUCUACCCAAAUUGUUUAAGAGCUCAGAUUACAAUAGUAUAAAACACCUUAUCGCUCUUUUCUGCAUUUACUGGACAUCACAGACUGAAAAAAUGUACUCUUAAGAGAAAAUAUCUUGCAUCAAAAAGCAAAAUUGUUUGUUGUAUGAUGUCAGUUGUUUUAUUGUUGCAAAAUCUUGGGUCUAUUGUAGCGAUAAGGUAUUUUAUGAUAAAAAUAAAUAGUACUACUUUGUGUGUUGUAAUUUUAUGAUUGGACUAUGUACAAUUGAAAAAAAUGUAUGUGAGACGGGUAUGUUUAUAUCUAGGCAUGUCUGACAUAUGUUUCAUUUAAAUGAACUAGGCAACUGAGAAUUUUCUAAUUACACUGAUGUCUUCUUAUGAUGUUACAUUCUUUCAAAUUAGUAGAAAAAUUGUUAAACUCAAGUAUGUGAGAUAAAAAUUACAUUGAUAAAGUCAUACAAAGCCUUUCAAUACCAACAAAAAUGAAGAAUUUACUCCAAGCCUUUUUAUACCAAGAAAAAACAAAGGAUUCUCUUAUUUCAACUCAAGUCUUUCUUAUUUAUGAAUGUGUAACAAGAUUUUUAACGUAUAAAUGUACUUAAAUGUUUUUAAAAUAUUGUUAUUUUUUGUGUAUGAAUGAUAUGUAAAAAUGCACAUGAAGUGCUGUGUAUAUGUUUAGUUUUGUGUUAGGAGGAAUGAUUAAUUAACAAAUAUUCCAGUUUGAAUUCAUUGUAUGCCUUUCCAUUUUAGAUGUGUGGUUUUGUUACUAUUGGUUAUAUCGUCCAAAUAUCAUCUUCCAACAUAAUCAUCAGUUUAAACAGGGGUUAUAAUUUUCUACCAAACUCAGCUAGCUUAAAGGGCUAGGCGUGGUUUAAAUCACUACUGGAAAAACUAUAAUGUUAAGCCUUUUAUAACAAAAUUUUCACUACAUUUAACACAUAGAUAUGCCAAAAUGAUUUCAGAGUUAAGUGUUUAUUUUCUAAGAAACUAUGUUUGGUAUCUAAAUUCUUUAAAUCCUAAAUUUGCACAUGUAUUUCAACACAAUUUAUUUUUGUUCACCAAUUAUUUUUAAUGGAUAAGAUUUGAAAUUGAAAUAGCAAUUUAAUAAUAUUUUUUUGUUUGAUAGCCAUCAUACUAUAAAUAGCUAAAUAGAAUAAAAUAGUAGCUCAUUGUAAAAAGUCACUUAAUCUAAACUAUAUUAAAACUUGACGAGAUAGCCUUAGAAACAAUUGGAAAUUUAUUACAGCAUUUUUUCUGUAAUUUCUUGAAAUCUUUAAAACAUGGCCACCAAUCACAGAGUGUUAGUCUAGUCCUUUUUUGUUCCCAACUGACCUGUCAAGGAUUUCUUAUAAACAGCUAGCCCUAUUUUUCAAACUGCAAAAGCUUCAUAUUUUGGCGAGGCAAUUUUCAACCGUUGUAUAAAAUUCUACUGUCUAAAGACAUGGUUCAAUUUAAAGUGAACAAUUUUAUUAAUAGCUAAUUUUUGUGCAUAGACUUGACAAGUCUAAACUAUCAUCACGCUUAUUGAGAGUACAGUAUUGACUUUAUAGUAACCUACAUUAAUGUCCCUAAUAAAUACAAAAGUAUUCAUUAAGUAACAUGCCUUUAAUGUAUAAUCAAAGUUGCUGUUGGGAUUGCAGAAACCAAUCCAAAUAGAUUCAUGAGUAUUAAUAACAAAUAACACCAAUCAGCUUUUCAAACAAAAUUUUGUAAAAACUUCAAUAUAGAAACCGCUUAUCCAAAACAAACAAAAUUCAUUUGGAUGAAGUACUAGUAUACUGAAAUAGUCAAUAAUUCUGUCCAUUAAUUUUGGUUUCAAAUAAAAUUUGUUUAUUUAUGACACAAUUCAUGAAGAAGUUUAUCAGCUACAUUUAUUAAUGGGGGGAGGGGGGAUAUUCCAUUCCUAUGAAAUUAGAAAAAUCACCCAUGAAAUCGAUAUCAUUUCGUCUUUUUCUUCUUAAAAUCAUAGGUUUUUGUGAUCUUUGUGUUAUGUAAUUUUGUGGAAAUUUUGUUUGUAUUAAUUUAUAUGGGGGAGACCUUUGGCAGCAAUGCAGUGUCAUUUUCAUUGUGUGUUGGAUCUCACAUCAUCACUUUUCCCCAGGAGAAUAAAAUCUUAAAAUAAUGUCAUGAAAGUGAACAAGUUAUCUACUUUUAUUCAAAAUUUGAAAAAAAUAAUAUGAGUUUUAUUUGAUACUCUCUUGUAUUCUUUUGAUUUUUUACAAAAACUAUAUUGACCUUUCCAGUAAUUUUUUUAAGGUAGUGUAUAAAUACACGAUCGGAAUAUUUAAUAAAUUGUAUUAUAUGGUAUUGUCACUAUAUAUUUAGUACACUUGUUUUAUUUAUUUUCAUGAAAAUUUUGGCAUUGUCAUAGUGCUUAUGUUGUAUGUUUCUCUCAUAAUAUAAAACAAUUAAAUUGUUAUAAAAUGG
Molecule: messenger RNA, 5418 nt
Organism: Mytilus trossulus (common blue mussel)
Lineage: Eukaryota; Metazoa; Mollusca; Bivalvia; Mytilida; Mytilidae
Product: F-box/WD repeat-containing protein 1A-like
Exons: 12
Coding region: 117-1667 (516 amino acids)
Molecular function (GO): protein dimerization activity
Source: RefSeq, a predicted model, not a curated record